This is a messenger RNA of Ctenopharyngodon idella (grass carp), 632 nucleotides long. Its product is annotated as alpha-tectorin-like. The transcript has 3 exons. Lineage: Eukaryota; Metazoa; Chordata; Actinopteri; Cypriniformes; Xenocyprididae. Bases 75 to 632 code for a protein of 185 amino acids. The record is from RefSeq and is a predicted model, not a curated record.
UCAGCCAUUAAUUAUCUUUUUUUUCUCUGUCUCUCUCAGAUUCCUCAGAAACCUGUGAAAGCAGCUCUGGCUCCAUGUCUGUGUCUCGCUGUCAGCUCUUUGAGGCUGGUUUUCCAGCUGAUGACUUACACCUCAAUGAUCCCAACUGUAAAGGAACAGUCCGGAAUGGCAGAGUGGAAUUCCAUUUUGAUAAUGAUGAACACAUCUGUGGUACAAAUCUUGUGGCUAACGGCACCCACUUCAUCUAUGAUAACUUUAUUCUGGGGACAGCGAGGUCAGAAGGUUUCAUCAGCAGAGAGAAAAUCCUGAAGCUUUCUUUCAGCUGUGUUUAUCCUCAAACACAAACACUUUCCAUGAAUGUGGAAAUCAACCCACUGGAGAGCAUUGUGCACAAGACUCUUCCCGCUGGUGAAGACAAAUAUCGUGUCCGGAUGAUUCCAUAUCAGGAUGAUGAGUUUACCCGGCCCUUCACUGGUGCAGUGGAUGCAGAGCUCAACCAGGAGAUGCAUGUGGAAGUUCGUGUUGAGGGGGUCGACAGCCGCCAGUUUGCCCUGGUGUUGGACACGUGUUGGGCUACACCUGUGAAUGAUCCUGAUUACAGCCUCCGCUGGGAUCUCAUCAUUUCAGAGUAA